AGCGCCACCCCUUCCCAGCCUCCUCCUCCCGCCCGGCUCCGAGGGUGUCCGCGCCGCUCCCGGCUGGCUCUCUUGCCCUGCUGGAGCAAGCGAAAGUUGCAGGUCCCGCGCUGCUGGAAGGCGUGGAGGAGCUGCCGCUGCACCGCCGCCCCGCUGGGAACGCACAUGGCUUCUGCCGCCGCUGCCCCGCUGAAGAGAGCCGCCCGGGAGGCUUUGGCGGCGCUGCUGGGGACUCGGACGGGUCUCCGAGGCGUUCAUCGGGUCAGUGCUUUACAACCAGUUGCACGGCCCACCGCACCUGUAGCAAACCAAAGCUAUCUCAAUGGGGUGUCAGACAUUCCGCUUCUUUCUAAAACUCUGCAUCAAUGCCUGGACGAGACAACCCACCGGUAUCCUGACCGAGAAGCCUUAGUUUUCUCUACAGAAGGGAUUCGAAAGACUUUUGCCGAGUUUAAACAAGAUGUGGAGUUGGCAGCAGCGGGGCUUCUGGCCCUUGGUUUGAAAAAGGGCGACCGGCUGGGAAUGUGGGGUCCCAACAAAUAUGAGUGGGUCCUAAUGCAAUUUGCCACGGCCCAGGCAGGAAUCAUCUUAGUUUCUGUGAACCCAGCAUAUCAAUCCAGUGAGCUGGAGUUUGUGCUGAGGAAGGUUGGCUGCAAAGCACUGGUAUUUCCUACGCAGUUUAAAACACAGAAAUACUAUGAGAUCUUGAAGGAUGUUUUCCCUGAGCUGGAACAGUCUAGUCCAGGAGCAUUGAAGAGCAAGGAGCUACCAGAUCUUUCUGUGGUAAUCUGUGUGGACUCCAAGCUGCCCGGAACAUUCUCAAUGGAUGAUGUGAUGCAGGCUGGAGAAAACAGUCACAAGAAGCAGCUCCAGGAUAUUCAGAAGAAGUUGGACUGCAAAGAACCCAUCAACAUCCAGUUCACUUCAGGAACAACUGGAAGCCCCAAAGGGGCCACACUUUCUCACUACAACAUUGUGAAUAAUGCCAAUCUGAUUGGUGUGAGGAUGCAAAUUGAUGACGGGGAUGGCCGCUGUUGUCUUCCUGUUCCCCUCUACCACUGCCUGGGGUCUGUGGCAGGCUGCAUGGUGAUGGCCAUUCAUGGUGUUUCUCUUGUCUUCCCCUGUCUAAGUUUUAAUGCAAAAGACACACUAAAGGCACUGGACCAUGAAAAAUGCACCCAUCUACAUGGCACUCCAACCAUGUUCAUAGAUAUUCUAGGCCAGCCUGACUUCGCCAAGUACAAUCUCUCAAAUCUUCGGGGAGGAGUCAUUGCAGGUUCGCCAGUGCCUCCUGAAGUUAUGAAGAAGAUAAUCAAGAACAUGAACAUGCGGGAGAUUGUGGUUGCUUAUGGCACUACGGAGAACAGCCCGGUCACCUUCAUGGGGUUUCCUCAAGACAACCUCGUCCAGAAAACAGAAACCGUUGGAUGCAUCUUCCCUCACACAGAGGCAAAAAUUGAGGAUCCCAACACAGCAGAAAUCCUCCCACUCAACAGCCCCGGAGAACUUCAGGUGCGAGGCUACUGUGUCAUGCUGGGAUACUGGGCAGAUCCCAGCAAAACCAGUGAAGUGCUGGACGAUGAGAAAUGGUACAAGACUGGGGACAUUGCUGUCCUUGAUGAGUACGGCUACUGCAAGAUUGUUGGUCGCUGCAAGGAUAUGAUUAUCCGAGGAGGGGAGAACAUAUACCCAUCAGAGCUUGAACAAUUUCUGCACACCCAUCCUAAGAUUCAAGAGGUGCAGGUAGUUGGUGUGAAAGACGAGCGAAUGGGUGAGGAAAUCUGUGCCUCCGUUAGAUUGAAAGCUGGAGAGGAGUGCACAGCAGAGGAGCUCAAGGCGUUCUGCAAAGGGAAGAUCGCUCACUUCAAGAUCCCGCGAUACAUAGUCUUUGUGAAGCACUAUCCGCUCACUGUCUCUGGCAAGAUUCAAAAAUACAAACUGAAGCAGCAGAUGGAGAUGCAUCUUCAGCUUUAAACAGACAGGCAGCCCAAGAGAACCUGAAGUGAAUGUGCCUUCUGACUUACUUUUAUACUGGAGCUCUAAGCAGUUAGGGAGCUGCCACCACCUACCUGCCUCAACAUACCUUGGGGCUACCUGUAACCCAGUCAGCUCUGCUAAAAGUAAUGCUCCUGCUUGGGGAAAAAAAAUGUGUUUCUUUAGUAGAAUUAUUUCUUUGAGUAAAGAAAUCCAUGGCAAACUUGCUUACAUGCACACAGAUUGUUUUUAAACCAAGUGAGAUAUCUUUGAGAAUGGUUUACUGAAAUGAGGUCUCCUGCUCCCAGUAAGGGUGACCAGAACUGGGUCAUUGUGCCUAAUGAAAUCUCAGUAAAUCAGGGAGGGAGUAGAUCUCGCCCUAUCCCCUGGCCUUCUGGAAAGUUAUAUGAUUAAAUAAGUCGGGACCAUCAUUAGUACAAAAAGAGGGACAGGUCCCCGUAAAAGGAUAAUGCAAGAGUGCCAGAAAUUAACAAGUGCUUUCCUAAAACCCAGUGAGUAGGCAUUUUGUGCUACUGAGCACGUUUGCAUGUCAGGCUAACCCAGCCUAGUAAUAAGCCACAGUGGCUUGGUUGUUGUGCAAAGAACCCACAUUGAUCCUGACAGAUAGUCAAGCUAUGGGUUGUUGCUCCCCCCAUCCUCCCCCUUCAGUCCUCCUUGGAUGCCAUGGGAUGCCCCAGUUGUUUGUCAACUUCCUGCCACAACUGUGAGCUGUUUUUGACUUGCCGUGUUUUUCCCCCUUCCCCUUUUUGCACAGUUGCGUAAGUGUGGGGACCUGAAGUCACAACUGGCGCUGUGCACAGCAGAUGCCUGCGGCCAAGGUGGUUUCUCCUUUGGUUUCUCUUGAGAGUUGUCAGAAGAGAAGCAAAGAAACAAAAAGCACAAGUGACCUUUGCUUGUGGAAAUGGAAUGGUAUGAUUUGCAGCCCUUUCACAGCAAGAGCCUCAUUUUUAUCCCAAAGUCACAUGCUAGUGCACGUUUUGUACCCCUUUUUCCAAGUCUCCAGGAAAAUACAAAAUGGUACCCACUCCUUUUUACUGGAAAAGGAGUUUUGACAACCAGCUGUUAAAACUCUGGGUCCCUUUAAAAGGGGGGGGGGCUUUGGAGGGCAGUAGGUAUUCUUUGUCAGGGAAAUGGGGCUGUACUUUGUUAAGUGCAAAUAGAAAGAAAAAAAUAGGAAUAAAUGCAUUAAUUUUAGCACUCUUGCAUUAUCUUUGUGGCACAGUCUUGCUAAGUAUUACCUUUGCUAUUUUUCCUGUUUUUUGUGUGGUAUGAAUUGGCUGCAGUUGAAGCAUCUUUAACCUUUUAUUAGUCAGCAGGAUUAUGCACAUGCUGAAAACAUUUUGAGCAUCUUUCAGAAGUGUGUAGAAGUCAGUGUGGUGAUGGGUGCGGUCUUACUUUGCCUAAGCAUUUGCUUUCUUCUUAGUAGCUCAAAGAGAACACCUGAUCCAUAGAAUCUUACCCUCUGGUUGCUUCAGGGGCAAUUCAGAGGGAAAACUAAAAAUGACACUUGAGAAUCCAUGAUCAGCCUCUUCCGCAUUUGUUUUUCAUUUAGGAGUGGCCAACAAAGGGUGGGGUUCGUAUGACUCAGAUUAGGACCAUGAUGCUGCCGUGAAGAAGGGCUGUCUCUGUCACCUCUCUCUUUUCCUGAUUUAAAUUGCCACCCCUGCAGUAUGUCAUCAUCAUGUAGGAGAUCCAACAUCCGUAGAUCUAUUGAAAUGGACAAGCCUUUUAGUUGUGACUAAAUCCAUUUCCAUGAGUUGAUUCUAGGUAGGACUAAUACUGGAUACUAUCUUCAGACAGGACUUGGGAAAAUGAGGCGGGGGAACAGCUUAACUCUUCCUUCUUCCAGCACUGUGUACACCACUACAGUUGCACCUUUUUUUAAAGCAUGGGAAAUCCUAAUCCUGGAUCUUCCAUGGUACAUCUAAGGUGGCCCACUGAUUUUUCACAUAAAACAUUAUGGGAUGGUAUGGGGAAAACCAAGUUCUGUAGCUUCAGAGGCAUGACUGCAUCCGUGGUCUCUGCCCAGGGAAGAACUAUCUGGACCAGGAGGAGGGAGGACAUUAGAAAAAGACCCCAGAGCUGAGCUCUUUUUUAACUUGGACAGAAAGUCGGAUAUGGGAAGCGACUCCCUGCCACUGAGUGGAGGAGGCAGUUACUGCUCCCAGUACACACUGGUGCAUUAGAACCAUGAGACAAACUUUCCCACCCACUAGAUUUCUCCAAUGUUUAUUUCUGAAUUGAAAUAGUUACAAACACCACAGAAAUGCCAAAGUUCCAAUCCUAGCAGUACUACAAGGAAUGGUUUUUUUUAACAGGAGUAUUUGGCAACUCCCAACCAUGCCACACUGAAUCACAGAGUUUGCCAGGCAAAAUGUCUCUUUUCUGAUUGCAGUAUUCCACACCAGCUGAAUGGUUUUUAGACUGUUGCUGCUCCUCUACCUUCUGUCACCUGUCCUGGAAUUUUAUUUCUGUUACUGUUUGGCUUAUUUUUGUCCAAGGAAAUGCACAGAUCUCUGUACUUUGUUAAUGCUUUCUAAAAAAAAAUCUUGCAUGCUGUAUUACAGUAUGAGUUACUGCGAUACAGAACUGGAUACCAAGCAAAUGAAUAUUCAUUAGCUGAAGUGCUA
Molecule: messenger RNA, 4625 nt
Organism: Varanus komodoensis (Komodo dragon)
Lineage: Eukaryota; Metazoa; Chordata; Lepidosauria; Squamata; Varanidae
Gene: ACSF2
Product: acyl-CoA synthetase family member 2
Exons: 16
Coding region: 166-1974 (602 amino acids)
Biological process (GO): fatty acid metabolic process
Molecular function (GO): medium-chain fatty acid-CoA ligase activity
Source: RefSeq, a predicted model, not a curated record